This is a messenger RNA of Ordospora colligata OC4, 231 nucleotides long. RefSeq names its product LSM domain-containing protein. NCBI's taxonomy places the organism in Eukaryota, Fungi, Microsporidia, Ordosporidae. The transcript has a single exon. The coding region runs from base 1 to 231 and encodes 76 amino acids. The record is from RefSeq and is a predicted model, not a curated record.
AUGGGUACUGAUUUCAGAAGCGUGCUGCCUCUUGAGGAGAUGUACAACUUUCUUUCAGCAUCAAUACCUGUUGAGGUCUGGGGAGUUAGUGCUGGCUCUAAGAAUGCUGGGAUAAUCGUUGGAUUCGAUGAGUACAUGAACAUCGUUCUUGAUGAGAACGGAAAGCGUGUCUUAAUCAAAGGAGAUUGUGUGUGUGCAAUAGUUGCUAAGGAAGAUGCAGUGCAGAGAUAG